Molecule: messenger RNA, 3688 nt
Organism: Solea senegalensis (Senegalese sole)
Lineage: Eukaryota; Metazoa; Chordata; Actinopteri; Pleuronectiformes; Soleidae
Product: ADAMTS-like protein 3
Exons: 22
Biological process (GO): extracellular matrix organization
Cellular component (GO): extracellular matrix
Molecular function (GO): metalloendopeptidase activity
Source: RefSeq, a predicted model, not a curated record
UGCUUUAUCAGAAGAAGAGAAGACAUCGUUGCGUGCAGGUCUCAUCACAAAUUUCAACGAGCCUGUCAAUCAGAUAGCCACCCAGAUUGCAGUACUCAUAGCCAAGGUGGCCCGUCUGGACUGCCCCAGGCAAUGGCCAGAGCUUAUCCCCAUUCUGCUGGAGUCUGUGAAGGGUCAAGAUGGCCUGCAGCAGCACAGAGCACUGCUAACCUUCUAUCAUGUUACCAAAACACUAGCAUCGAAACGUCUGGCACAAGACAGGCGACUUUUUCAGGAUCUGGCGUCUGGCAUCUACAGCUUUGCCUGCUCCCUGUGGAGUCAUCACACCGACUGCUUCCUCCAGCAGAUCUAUGCCAGAGAUGAGGCUGCAGCACUUGGCUCACUAGAGAGGACACUGCUCUCUCUUAAAGUGCUUCGUAAGUUGACUGUCCAUGGAUUUCAAGAGCCACAAGAAAAUAUGGAAGUGAUGGGUUUCCUGAAUGCAGUGUUUGAAAGGCUAAAACAAUUCUUGGAAUGCUGCCGACAAGUUGGUCCGGAUAGUACUUGCAGAGAAAAACUGGAGAAAACUAUCAUACUGUACACAAAAGUUUUGUUGGACUUUUUGGAGUAUCAUCCAUGUGCAUUCCUACCCCUAAUCCAGUGCUCCCUGGAAUUUGCCGUCAGCUAUGUGUUCACACCUGCAGGGGAGGGAGUGACCUUUGAACGCUUCAUUGUUCAGUGCAUGAAUCUCAUCAAGAUGAUUGUUAAGAAUGAUGCCUACAAACCUUCAAAGAACAUGGAAGCUGCAUCACUAUUCGUACCUGGGUCCUGGUCACCCUGUAGCACCACCUGUGGAGUAGGUAAGCAGACUCGGGAGGUGAAGUGUCGCGUCAUGCUCUCAUUCACCAAGACGGAGGUGGAUCUUCCAGAGGAGGAGUGUGGCAAGGACAGACCACAACUGGAGAGGCCCUGCCACCAGGUGCCAUGUAGCCAAGCUCCGGGCAUUUCUUACACCCAAACGGAGGAACCGUACAGUUGGGACUACAGGGGCUUCACUGCUUGCUCAGUCACAUGUGCUGGUGGGAAACAGACAGCAGUUGUCAAGUGUGUUAAUAGGAAGAAAGGUGACGAGGUGGACGACUCUUUUUGUGAUUCAUCCAGCAGGCCACCGGUAAUGAUCCGCAUCUGUAACCCUGAGCCAUGCCCCCCAAGUUGGGAGGUGACCGUGUGGACCAGCUGUUCUGCAUCCUGCGGCGUUGGAAUACAGACCAGGAGUGUGUUUUGCAUGCGUUUCAUGUCCAUUGAGCAGCAGGAUAUUCAGAGUGUUUCAGAGGAAGAGUGCAAGGAAUUCAAACCUCCCAUCCUGCAACCCUGCAACCAGGUUGACUGUCCUGCAACCUGGGAGACCGAACCAUGGCAGCUGUGCUCUCAGACCUGUGGUGGUGGUGUCCAGGUGCGGAAGGUCUACUGUAAGCAGCUUCUGUCCACAGGGGCGUACAGGACGCUGGGGGACAGUAACUGCCGGGGGCCCAAACCUGCCACCAACAGAGGCUGCAGCAACACGGACUGUCUGCCGUUCAUGGCAGGAGGAGAAUGGGGGAAGUGCUCAGUGACCUGUGGUUUGGGAGUCCAGCGUAGGGAGCAACUGUGUCGCCAGCUGACCACUGUGGGCCACCUAGUGACGCUGGACAGGGAAGAGUGUUCAGGUUUAUCCUCCCCACCACUCAUACGAACCUGCCGUAUGAUGACCUGUCCCAAGAUGAGACCUAAAGACACCCAGAAGAUCCCAGUGAAGAACCAAAGACAUCCAGCAAAGAACAGAGACUACGCGGUUAAACGAUGUCCACUGCUAAGUGGUAAACAUCAGAUCUACAUCCAGACCCAGAAAGAGAAACGCUUCCACUUGACCAUUGGCGGCCAUGCCUAUCUUCUCCCUAAUACCUCCCUGGUCAUCAAAUGCCCCGUCAGAAGGUUCCCCAAGUCCUACAUUCGGUGGCUGAAAGACGAACGCCCCAUACCCAGCUCCAAACACAUGGGCAUCGCCAAGUCUGGCUCACUGAAGAUCCACUAUUUGACAGCAGAGGACAUCGGGGUGUACAAGUGUGUCGCCGGGCCCGCCUCAGAUAUCUUCACACUCCAGCUGAUAGGCAGCAACAGCCGGUCAACUGGCAGACAGUCUACAAUCAGUCCAAGUCCCAGCUGGAAUGAAAUGAUGCCCAGUUGCCACACACACAAUAGCUUUUUGAUCGGAGUUGGUGUGUCCCUUUUGCCCCCUGGCGCCCAGGACGCCUCGCUGCAGCCACGGUUGAAGGAGAAGCUGAUUAAUAUCACUAUGCAGGCUGACGGAGGAGAGAUCGAGCAGGAGGAGGCCUCGGAGCUCAUCGCAUCACUGCUUACACACAUGUCUGCUGCUCAGCUCUGGACCCGGACAACAGAGGGACGAGUACAAGCAAAGGACAGUCUACCCAACUGGUCAGAGCACUCUGCACUGGACAAAGCUGCGAACAGUCCAAGGAUCAUCAGACAACAGCAGAAGCUUACACCUGCUUUUCAGAAGAACAUCAACGUGAGCGUUGGACACAGCGCGCUCCUCACCAAUGCCACCCGAUCACUGAUCAUACGCUGUCCUGCAGAGGGAUUCCCACCUCCAAAAAUCAGCUGGAGCAAAGACGGAGUGCUGCUGCAGCGCACUGACAGGGUCUCGUGGGAUAUCUCUAGAGGACUUCACAUCCUUCAGCCCACAGUGUCUGACAGAGGCCAGUACAAGUGCACAGCUGCCAACGAGCAUGGCUCUGACUCAGAGACUUCUCGGCUACUGUUGGCAGAGCCUCCGGCCAUUACAGUGUCGUGGAGGAACGUUUCAGACCGUGGGCUGGUGUUGGGACACAGCUUUAGGGCUGUGGUUGGAGAACGAGUCAGCGUUCGCCUGGGCACUAACCUCACCCUGCACUGCCCCGUCACUGGUGUUCCUCCACCCUCAGUGACGUGGCACAGGAGGAAUGGACCGCUAGACUCUGCUAUGGUCUCCCUUCCCUCUGGCUCACUGUGGAUCAGAAACGUGUCUUUGCACAACCAAGGCACCUACUCCUGCACUGCCGCCAACAUCAUCGGGAAGUCCACUGCCUCAAGUGUCCUGCAGGUCUAUGCUCCUUACCCCGCUGGAGGAAGUAGGGUUGUUCCAGUCAUACAAGAGCUGAACAGGAGACGGGUUCUCAUGGCGUCACGCCGUGGAACAAGUGUUUUUAUCAAACCUGGAGACAUUCUACGUAUAGGUUGCCCAGUAGUUCCCGACCACAAACUGCCAGUGCGCUGGGACUACAAUAACCAGACCCUGAAGGAGGUUUCACGUCCAGCCCAGACCCACAGUCCUGGUCUGGGUCUGCAGUACAGGAUGUUGGUGGGAGGACGUGUCCUUGAGGUCAGCACGCUUCAUGCGAAGUUUUCAGGCCGGUACCAGUGCCAGACCCUCAUGAACAGUACCAGACAAAUGCUGCAAGCCUGGAUAUACAUUCACAGUGAAGAGUAUGGCUGGCGUUUUGGAGACUGGACCACAUGCAGCGCUUCCUGUGGACACAGAGGAUCUUGGCUGCGGAAGAUUCACUGUGUCUCACUGGAUGGAAAGGACGUUCAGGACACCAUGUGUCAGCACAUACCGAAACCCAACACAUCACCAGUUCCCUGCAACAGACGGGAAUGUCCACCCAGUUAG